CGCUUCUCCAGCAGGGGGCAACGGCGGACGGGAGGUGGUGAUGUCAGAUGUCAUUAGCAUAUUUCUGGCUAUAUCUAAUGCUUGCGCAAAGACGCGCCAGUACUGCUGCAACAACGCGGUGACCAGAACCCUUCCAGACAUCAGCCAACACAUCGACUAACUGCAACCAUGAGCGACAAGCCCGACCUUGCAGAGGUGGAGAAAUUCGACAAGUCCAAGCUGAAGAAGACAGAGACGCAGGAGAAGAAUCCCCUGCCGACAAAAGAAACCAUCGAACAGGAGAAGCUAGCAGGGACGUCGUGAAGCCCCUCCUCCCGUCAUGCACUGUACACCCCCCACCCCUCCUCCUGCAUUGCCUUGUUUUCAGUCACUUCUUUUAGCUGUAUAACUUUGUAACCGAAAUUAUGAAACGAUAACCAAGCUGCACAGCCUGUGGAUGGAUGAUGCCUUCGCCAAAGCCCUGGUUCCCCCCCCCUCCAGCUUUGUCACCUUAACCACCUGCGUGCUCAUCCUUCCGUAGGGAGGAGAUGAGGGAGAUCUCUCUGAGGCAGAGGGGAAUGGGGGGGGGGGACUGCAGAAGACGGUCGUAGAAGGCGCACGUCUCUUCUUUUAACACCGCCUCGACCACCAACAUCGACGUGCAGUGGCAAGAGAGAGAGAGAAAGAGAGGCCUGAGGGAUGGGGCGUGGCCUGCGUCCCAGGAAGCUCAUCAUUGUCUCACCAAAAAUCACCAACCACCACCGCCAUCACCCAACUUUCUGUGUGGCUGCUUUUGCGCCAAAGCUGAGGCGUCAAGCUUUUUUUUUUUUUUUUUGUUGUUGUUGUUUUUAUUGUUUUGGUUUUUUUUUUUUCUAAUUUUCGGAAAUGCACAACUUCGUCUGUACGCUGGCCAAAAUGUAAACGCCCCCCGCCCUCACAAAAAAAAAAAACUGAUACUGUUGUCUUUCACAGUGGGUUUUUUUUUUUUUCCUUCUUUUUUAUGUACACAAGGAUUUAAAAAUGUAACCGAUACCAUCUAGAUUCUGGGAGAUGCGGUGAAAAUGUAACCUGCUUUGGCCCUUUUUGUUUUUGUCGAGAGUGAUUUCGGGAUAGCUUUUGUGUUGUCUCUGAAUUGUUUCAAAUGAGAGCAAAGAAAAAGAAAAAAUGAUUCUGCCAAUCGAUUCCAUGUGUUUGCUUUGAACCGUAGAACGAAAUUCUCUGGAGUUUUGUAAAUUCCCAGCAGUCAUGUUACUCUGCCACAAACCAUUACCAGAAAUGG
Archocentrus centrarchus (flier cichlid) is the source of this 1258-nucleotide messenger RNA. RefSeq names its product thymosin beta-4. Gene Ontology annotation, cellular component: cytoplasm. The transcript is spliced from 3 exons. The coding region runs from base 169 to 303 and encodes 44 amino acids. Gene Ontology annotation, molecular function: actin monomer binding. Gene Ontology annotation, biological process: regulation of cell migration; actin filament organization. The record is from RefSeq and is a predicted model, not a curated record. NCBI's taxonomy places the organism in Eukaryota, Metazoa, Chordata, Actinopteri, Cichliformes, Cichlidae.